Molecule: messenger RNA, 462 nt
Organism: Linum trigynum
Lineage: Eukaryota; Viridiplantae; Streptophyta; Magnoliopsida; Malpighiales; Linaceae
Source: the annotation of a GenBank genome assembly
AUGUUGGACGCCACCCCAGUUUCCACCCCGCUUGCCGCCACUGCUUCUUUGACAUUGCAUAAUGGCACCUCUCCUACUGAUGCUACUCGCUUCCGUCAAGUUCUCGGUGCCCUACAGUAUCUUGUCUACACACGCCCUGACAUUGUCUAUACUGUCAACAAGCUGUCUCAAUACAUGCAUUCUCCGUCCGCUCACCAUUGGCAAUGCCUCAAGCGUUUGCUCCGCUAUGCUUGUGGUACUAUCUCCUAUGGACUGGCCACUCGACGUUCAUCUCUUCCUAUGCGGGUCACGGCCUUUGCGGAUUCUGGCUGGGUAGGGAAUCUCGAUGACAGGACUUCCACAUCCACCUAUCUGGUUUACUUGGGCUCUACUCUUAUUUCUUGGCGGUCACAGAAGCAACGAACGGUGGCGCGCUCUAGUACCGAGGCAGAGUAUCGGGCCAUCACUCAUGCCGCUUCAUAA